Molecule: messenger RNA, 1530 nt
Organism: Stylonychia lemnae
Lineage: Eukaryota; Ciliophora; Spirotrichea; Sporadotrichida; Oxytrichidae
Source: the annotation of a GenBank genome assembly
AUGGAAGCAUCUCAAAGGACUCAUACUCCUAAGAUGGCUCACAAUCAGCAAAUAUGGUAACCAUAAUCAACACUGGAUUGUAUUUAAGCUUAUUAAAGGUUUAACUAUGAUAACGGAAAGCAUUACAGAGUGGAGUCAGAUAAGGGGUAAUAAGUAAGAAUUGAGUCUCCACAAAAGUUAUACUAUACACCACAAUCGGAUAAACUUGAAGGAUAUUCAUAAUGUCCAAGACCUGUUGCACUGCCUUAUGAAAACGUGAUAGAUUAUAACCUUAGACUUCAGACCUCUUAAUACAAACGAAUUUAAAAAGAUUCUCUCAAUGUAAUUGGAAGUUUUUAAGAUUCAAGAAAUCAAAACAUUAAAAAUCGAGUGCCAACUUAGCAACUAAUGUCGCAUCUCUCAGGAACCAAAACAGCAUUCAAAAUUAACAUUGAAAAUUAUCGUGAUAAACUUAUCAACUCUGUGUCUAAACACAUACCAAGUGACACUCCAGAGAAAAAAUAUAAUGUAGAAAUUGAAGAAUUAUUGUCUGAGUCUAAGCCUUUGACUCAAAAUACAGGCAAGAGAAUUAAAAAAGGAUAGGAAUAGAUUGAGUAACUAAGAAAAAAACUCAUGAGCAAUUAGAGUGGAAAAAGUAUUCAUGGUCGAGUUUUAUCUUCUCCUCCUGAAUAACCAAAGUUUCAUGGAUCUAAUUCAGGAUCACCAUUAAGAGGUUAAAGUGCAUUAGAUCAAACUUAAAUAUCAAAUUUCAGGGCAACUUCAGCCACAUAUCAAUUCAGACCUGCAACAACUAAUACUGGCUUCAAAUCAAUCGCUAACAAAUCUAUAAAUAUCAGUAGUAUAGCUUCGCCUAAAUAAACUAACUUUAGCAUGAACAAUACUAACGCUAAGCAAGAUCUAAUAAAUCAAUCUAUGGCUGAAUAAAGUUCUUAUAAGUAUGAUCCAAACCAAUCACUCAUUAGUAAUUUCUGGCAUAAAAAGGCAAGAACUGUCGAUGGAUUUGAGACUCUUAAAGAAAGGUAUCAGGGAACUUUAAUUAAGUCAUUCCUUGAAUAAGCUAGACAGAGAUAAAACUUAAAUGCUGAUGAAUAAGGUAAAAGUGUAAAUUAAGAUUUUGAUAAGUUUCGAAAUAAAUGGGUUGAUACUGAUGAAAGCUAGAGUUUCACCUUGUAUAAUCAGACUAAAACUGGAAGAGAGCUUCUCUAGUAAGUAAAAUAACAAGAGAUAGAUUAAUCGAUUUCACUUCCAAAAAAGGUACAGGAAUAUAGAGCUAAGACCAAGGGACGAUUCGGUGGUACCUAGAUCAAUGAUCCUGCUAUUAACUUUAAUAAAGAUAAAAAAUGGCUUCUUAAAGCUAACCCUGUAGCUAAAGCGGCUGAAGAUAAAUAUAUUAGAAGAGAUAGAUUUUUGCUAGAAAAAAGAAGAUUCUAAAGAAUUUUAAAGGAAAUAUAAUGUGAAGAAGUUGCAGGGAUUAAAGGAGUUACUAAAAUGCCAGAGUAGUUUGUAAUGAAAACAAAACCGCCAUAAUGA